AUGCCUCGAAAAUCCAAUAGAACGAAGCAAGAAGUUAGAAGAGCUCCAAUCUUUUGGAUAUUCCUAGCUUUCAGAGUGCUGAACGCAGCCUUGACAAGAACCUUCUUUCAGGCAGAUGAGUUUUGGCAAGCGUUGGAGCCUGCGCACUGGAAAGCCUUUAAAUACGGGGAACUCACUUGGGAAUGGAAAUUUGGAGUUCGUAGCUAUAUGUUUCCGAUGAUCUUUGAGCUAACCUACAGAUUGGUUUCACUAUCGGCAAUAAUUCUCCAUUACACCCUUAAAGCUUUUUCAACUAUAGGUUCCGAUUUACUUAUUCUACUCUUACCAAAUUAUGAAUUAACCUGGCAGAUUGCACAAGACUUACAGAGACUUCCUUUGGAUGCCUCACGGUCAUUUGAAUACUACGGCGUGAUAUAUGCACCAAAAAUUGUCAUGGCUGUACUAGCAUCCACUGGAGAAUAUUAUAUCAUAAGAUUUGUUCAGAAAAUCUAUUUACUGACACUUGAUAAGAAAAAGGACGAGAAGGAAGAUAAGGGACUUAGUGGUUUGUCGGAAAUUACGAAAUUUGCCCUACUUCUAAGCCUAACUAACUUUUUCAAUUGCUUUUUUAUUUCGAGGACAUUUAUCAACUCUUUUGAAAUGGUGCUCACCUCUAUUGCGCUUUAUCAUUGGGAUUGGACAGGGGGGCAAAGGGUGAAAGAGUCAUCGUUCACAAAAGCGCUUAUUUUUGCAUUUUUGGCAUGUUUGCAAAGGCCUAGCAAUGGGCUCAUCUGGAUAGUUCCCGGCCUUUUCCUGCUGCUAAAUUUGGUGUCCAAGAAGCAGUAUCACUUACUGUCUGUCACACUAUCGAAAGUCAUUCGAUCGUUUUCGCUAGUAUUCCUUGCGAAUACCAUUAUUGAUAUGUAUUUUUAUAGGGAACUGACCUUCCCGAUCUUCCGCUUUCUAAAAUUCAAUUUUACAACACCAUUAGCGAAAUUUUAUGGGGUGGCUCCCUGGCAUUUCCAUAUUUUGCAAAGUCUGCCCAUUAUACUAGGCGCAUCUAUUCCUAUUUUCAUAUUUGGAUUUUUUUCCCAGCUCAGCAGGAAAAAGUUUCCCAACUGGUACUUAAAUCCAUUUUUCCAGGUUAAUUGUACUAUUUUGUUGAACCUAAUAGUAUACUCUAGCUUACCUCAUAAAGAAUUUAGGUUCAUCUUUCCAUUACAGCCGCUCUUUAUAUUAAUAUCAUCGUUUGGUUUAUCAAGACUUAGUACGGAGUAUCGAAACAAGCUGACCAGCUUAAAACUUCUGCUCUGGCUCGUUCCCUUUAUAUCAGUGUUUGCUGCGUUACUGUUAAAUACAUUCCACGAAUCAGGGUCCAUCGAAGUCAUGAAGUUUCUGCACGAAGAGCCAGAAAUAGAUAGCUUGGGAUUUAUAAUGCCCUGUCAUUCGACACCGGGUCAAAGUUAUCUACACAGGAAUGAUAUUUCAGAUCUGUGGUCAAUUACUUGCGAUCCUCCAUUGCACCUACUUGAAGACCCAAAAGCCUCUUCGAAGCUUGAGGUUUAUAUGGACGAAAGUGACCAUUUGUAUGAAGACAUACCCAAAUUCAUCUAUAGAAACUUCCCACCGAUAUUCCGUAAAAACCUAAGAAGCCCAGACAAGAUAUUUAGCCAUGAAUGGCCAACAUAUUUGGUUGUUUUCGAGCACAUGGAAAACACUUACCUAAAAGAUUUUCUGAAGGAUUCGUCGUAUGUCGAAUACAAUAGGUUUUUCAACUCCCUUGCUCAUUGGGAUUCAAGAAGAUCAGGUGACAUAAUUGUUUACUAUAAACUACCUUUUGAUCUUAAAGAUAUGUCGGUAGUAAAAAGCUGA
This is a messenger RNA of Saccharomyces eubayanus, 1851 nucleotides long. RefSeq names its product putative glycosylphosphatidylinositol-alpha 1,2 mannosyltransferase (gene GPI10). The transcript has a single exon. Gene Ontology annotation, cellular component: endoplasmic reticulum membrane. Gene Ontology annotation, biological process: GPI anchor biosynthetic process. Gene Ontology annotation, molecular function: alpha-1,2-mannosyltransferase activity. The record is from RefSeq and is a predicted model, not a curated record. The coding region runs from base 1 to 1851 and encodes 616 amino acids. Lineage: Eukaryota; Fungi; Ascomycota; Saccharomycetes; Saccharomycetales; Saccharomycetaceae.